AUGCCUGUCGUCACUCCAGACAAGCUGGCAAGUCUGCAAAGACAGUCCAACGAUAUUCGAAAUAUUUGCAUUUUGGCUCACGUUGAUCAUGGCAAAACCUCACUUACUGAUGCUCUACUUGCCACAAAUGGCAUCAUCUCACCAAAGCUGGCUGGAAAGAUCCGCUAUCUUGACUCCAGACCUGAUGAGCAGACCCGAGGAAUCACAAUGGAGUCUUCUGCCAUCUCACUUUACUUCGCCAUGCGCCGGAAAGCAGCCGCCGAUGCUGAGCCUGAGGACAAGGAGUAUCUUAUCAACCUGAUCGAUUCACCUGGACAUAUCGAUUUCAGUUCAGAGGUCUCAACGGCCUCAAGAUUGUGUGACGGCGCUGUUGUUCUUGUUGAUGCCGUUGAGGGAGUCUGCAGUCAAACAGUCACCGUGCUUCGCCAGACAUGGACUGAGAAGCUAAAGCCCUUACUCGUCAUCAACAAGAUAGAUCGACUCGUUACUGAACUUAAGAUGACCCCCGGAGAAGCAUAUAUCCACUUGAAUAAGCUGCUAGAGCAGGUGAACGCCGUGCUAGGAAGCUUCUUCCAGGGUGAGCGUAUGGAGGAGGAUCUCAACUGGAGAGAAAGAAUGGAAGAGCGAGUAAACGCAGCCACAGCAGCCAAGGAAUCAGCAAUUGCCGAUCAAGUCAGCGAUACUGGAGAGGUUACGUUCGAAGAAAAGGACGACGAAGACAUUUAUUUUGCACCCGAGAAGAACAACGUCAUUUUCAGCAGUGCCAUUGACGGAUGGGCUUUUACUUGCAGACAAUUUGCCGCCAUGUAUGAGAAGAAGCUCGGCAUCAAGCGUGGAAUCAUGGAAAAGGUUCUAUGGGGAAACUUUUACCUGGACCCGAAGACGAAGAAGAUUUUGGGCCCCAAGCAUCUGAAGGGGAGGAACCUGAAGCCUCUGUUUGUACAAUUGGUUCUCGAGCCCGUGUGGACAGUUUACCAAGCGACAGUAGGUGGCGACAACGGCCAGGGUGAUCGAGAGCUGCUGGACAAAGUCACAAAGUCCCUUAAUAUCAAGAUCACCCCCCACAUGCUCAAGUCCCGCGAUCAGAAGCUUCUCAUGACGACCGUCUUCGCCAGCUGGCUCCCCUUGUCGACAGCACUACUGGUUUCUGUCAUUGAAUCCCUACCAUCCCCUCCAACUGCUCAAGCUGCACGUCUUCCUGAAAUGAUCCAAGAGUCUCCAGGAUCUGAGCACAUUGACCAGACCAUCAAAGACUCCAUGGUUUCAUUCAAGCAUGAAAAGUCUGACCCUGUGGUUGCCUAUGUCAGUAAGAUGGUUUCUAUUCCCGAAAGCGAGCUUCCUGAGAAUAAGCGACGCACCGGAACUCAGAUGAGUGGCGAAGAGGCUCGGGAGCUCGCACGUAAGAAGAGAGCUGAAGCAGCUAGAGCUCUGGCCGAAGCUGGUGAAAACAACGUUGACAACAUGGUGACAUCAAUGGAUGCCAUCAACCUCGACGAUUACGCCCCUGCAUUGGAGGAGAAGAAGGUUGAUCCUGAGCAUCUUAUUGGCUUCGCUCGUAUUUACUCUGGAACUCUGUCUGUUGGCGAUAAGCUCUAUGUAAUUCCUCCUAAAUGGUCACCUGCUGAGCCAAACGCUGCUCCUGGGCCUCAGGAGGUUACAGUUACUGCGCUUUACAUGCUCAUGGGACGAAACCUGGAGGCUCUUGAUUCAGUUCCCGCUGGUUGUGUCUUUGGUAUUGGUGGUCUUGAGGGUAAGAUUCUCAAGUCUGGCACUUUGUGCAGUCGUCGCGAAGGCGCUGUCAACCUUGCAGGUGUCACUAUGCUGGGCAAACCCAUUGUUCGUGUCGCGCUGGAACCAGUGAACCCUGCCGAUCUCGACAAGAUGAUUCAUGGUCUCAAGCUCCUCGUACAGAGUGAUCCUUGUGCAGAGUAUGAGCUUCUCUCCAGCGGCGAACAUGUCUUGUUGACUGCUGGUGAAUUGCAUCUCGAACGAUGCUUGACUGAUUUACAGGAGCGAUUUGCUCUUUGCGAGAUUCAGCCCGGUGCUCCUAUUGUUCCCUACCGGGAGACAAUCGUUAGAGCCGAAGAGAUGCGACCUCCCGUGAACAAGGAGCUGGGCCGUGGUGCUGUUGUUGCCACCACAAGCUCAAAGCAAGUUACUAUCUCGCUCCGGGUCCUACCAAUCCCUGAGAAUGUGACCGAUUUUCUCCUGAAGAAUGGAGACGCCGUCAAGCGAGUCUACGAUCGUAAGGCCGGAACCGAAGGAGAGGAAGAUGAGAUUACCGCCGAAGCGGAUAUCGCAGCUGGAAACACUUUGUCCGUGGAGGACUUCAAAAAGCAACUUAAGGAGAAGCUUGAGAUUGGCAAGGGCAGGGAUGCCUGGAAAGACUCUAUUGAUAAGAUUGUGGCAUUUGGACCUCGGCGAACUGGGCCCAACUUGCUUAUCGAUGCUACUGCAGAUGGUAUUUUUUCCAAGGCUUUUGCCACCGAGAAGGUGGUCGAGACUGCUCCCCGCGCAGAUGAGUCUCUUCACCCUAGCCAUCUAACAGACAAGAUCUCCUACGCCUUCCAACUUGCCUCGGCUCAGGGCCCCCUUUGCCAUGAGCCGCUCCAAGGUGUUGCUGUCUUUGUCGAGGACGUCAACCUGAACGUUGCCGAAGACGACGCCCCAGUUCGAGAUACACUGGGCCGUCUGACUGGUGAGAUCAUCAGGACAUUUCAAUCUUCUCUCCGUGCAGGCUUUAUGGACUGGUCUCCUCGUCUCAUGCUCGCUAUGUACAGUGUCGAGAUCCAAGCAUCUACAGAAGUCCUCGGGCGUGUGUAUGAUGUCUUGACCCGCCGUCGGGGCCGGGUCAAUGCAGAGCUCAUGAAAGAAGGUACACCAUUUUUCACAAUUCAAGCCCUGGUCCCUGUGGCCGAGAGUUUCGGAUUUGCAGAUGAGAUGCGUAAGCGUACCAGUGGCGCUGCUCAGCCGCAGCUCAUCUUUGCAGGCUUUGAGAUCCUUGAUGAAGAUCCUUUCUGGGUACCUUUCACGGAAGACGAUCUCGAGGAUCUUGGUGAGCUGGCCGACAAGGAGAAUGUGGCCAAGCGAUAUAUGGACGGUGUAAGGAGGAAGAAGGGACUGCUUGUUGAGGGAAGGAAUGUUGCCACAGAUGCCGAGAAGCAAAAGACACUGAAGAGGUAG
This is a messenger RNA of Fusarium sp. VM40, 3183 nucleotides long. The record is from the annotation of a GenBank genome assembly. NCBI's taxonomy places the organism in Eukaryota, Fungi, Ascomycota, Sordariomycetes, Hypocreales, Nectriaceae.